AGUUUCCCCCAGGGGGCAAAUUAAGGCUCCACCCUCUCGUUAUCCCAUGCUAAUUACCUGCCUUUGAUAAACAUGUGACUAUGCUAAUGAAGGGCGUUAGAGUACAGGAACCCAUCAGCCUUCCUUUCCAUAUUGUGGGAGGAACCUUUUCCCCCAAACAAAGGCCCCGCCCAUAGGGGGUGGGAUCCAAAAUGGGCUAAAAAGCUGCGGGAAUGAGAGCUGAGUUAGUUUGGGGAAGAGACGUGUGGGUACAGGGUACAGGGGCUCUGCAGGCUAAUGAGGAGACUCUGCCCAAGGACAGAAGAGGCACAGAAGCCCCAGAAGCUGACAAUUCUCUGAUUCUUUGGAUAAAGACAAGAGGCCAUUAGACCGUGCAACUUCUCCAACACCAGGAAAUCCACACAUUGGAAAUAAAAAUCUGUAUCCGACUGAGAAAAAGCUUUAGUGCAAUGAGCAUUCCCAACUCCCAGAUGGAACUUCCCUCAGUGGCACAACAUGAAUGCCCAGAAUGUGGGAAAAGAUUCUCGGGGAAAAAACACUUAUUAUUCAUUACAGAGUCCACACUGGGGAGAAACCAUUCAUGUGCACAGAAUGUGGGAAAAGUUUCAGGCAAAAGCAACACCUUACAGAACACCAAUCUAUUCACACGGGGGAGAAACCAUUCAUGUGCACAGAAUGUGGGAAAUGUUUUGGGCGAAAGCAAUGCCUUACAGAACACCAAUUAAUUCACACAGGAGAGAAACCAUUCAUGUGCAUGGAAUGUGGGAAAAGUUUCAGGAAAAAGCGACAACUUUCAGAACACCAAUUUAUUCACACGAGGGAGAAACCAUUCAUCUGCAUAGAAUGUGGGAAAACUUUCAGGCAAAAGCAAAUCCUAACAGAUCACCAGAGACUUCAUACAGGGGAGAAACCCUAUGCAUGUACAGAAUGUGAUAAACAAUUCAAUAUAAAGAGUAACCUUCUCAGGCACCAGAGGAUUCAUACAGGGGUGAAACCAUUUGUUUGCAUGGAAUGUGGGAAAAGCUUCUCCGACAAGAGCUCCUUUCAAAAGCACAAGAGAAUUCACACAGGGGAGAAACCAUUUUCUUACACAGAAUGUGGGAAACAUUUCACCACAAAGAGCCAGCUUAGCAGCUAUUACAAGGUUCACACAGGGGAGAAACCAUUUUCUUGCACAGAAUGUGGGAAACGUUUCACUACAAAGAGCCAGCUUAGCAGCCAUUACAAGAUUCACACAAGGGAGAAACCCUUUGCUUGUGCAGAUUGUGAGAAAAGCUUCAUUUUAAAGCGAAACCUUACCAGACACCAGGGAAUUCAUGUGCGAGAGAAACUUUUAUGUGUAGGGAAUUCGGGAAACCUUAUACUGCAAAGUCCAAAUAGCAACACCGUCAUCCUCACAGGGGAGAAACCAUUCACUUGCACAGAAUGGGGUUUCCCCAAUAGAAGGUUUCAUCUCCUCCCCCAGAACAUUCAUACAGGGGAAGAGAUACAGUCACUGAUUUCUCCUCCAUAUUCUCCCAUUCCAACAUUGCCUAUUGGCCAUUGGAGCUGCCAAUCAUAUCUGUAGGUACCAACCCACACACUAUGGGGUUAUUUGUAUGUAAAAUAUAUUCCUCAAUAAAUGUAAUGCAAUAUUUCAGUU
This is a messenger RNA of Xenopus tropicalis (tropical clawed frog), 1642 nucleotides long. Its product is annotated as gastrula zinc finger protein XlCGF8.2DB-like. The record is from RefSeq and is a predicted model, not a curated record. Lineage: Eukaryota; Metazoa; Chordata; Amphibia; Anura; Pipidae. The transcript has 2 exons. Bases 500 to 1567 code for a protein of 355 amino acids. Gene Ontology annotation, cellular component: nucleus.